Messenger RNA from Balaenoptera ricei (Rice's whale), 4978 nucleotides. RefSeq names its product zinc finger protein 160-like. NCBI's taxonomy places the organism in Eukaryota, Metazoa, Chordata, Mammalia, Artiodactyla, Balaenopteridae. Gene Ontology annotation, biological process: regulation of transcription by RNA polymerase II. Gene Ontology annotation, molecular function: DNA-binding transcription factor activity; RNA polymerase II cis-regulatory region sequence-specific DNA binding. The transcript is spliced from 4 exons. The record is from RefSeq and is a predicted model, not a curated record. Bases 164 to 1690 code for a protein of 508 amino acids.
GAGACCUGAGAGUGAAGGUCGCGCAGCUGAGCUUAAGUUUUUCCUUUCUAGUGUUCAGUCUGUGCUGCGCGGACCCCCUUACUCCAUCUUUAGGGUCUCCGAGGUUCUGCGGGCGUAACAGCCCAGCUCCCGCCGUCCGCCCCAGAUCGACCUCUAAAGACUCAUGUUGCCUGAGGAAGAAGCCCGGAAGAGGAGGGAGAGGAAAGAAAAGGAGUCAGGAAUGGCUCUUUCUCAGGAAUGGUUGACCUUCAAGGAUGUGGUCAUUGAGUUCUCUCAGGAGGAGUGGGAAUGCCUGGACCCUGGUCAGAGGGCCUUGUACAGGGACGUGAUGUUGGAGACCUGCAGGAACCUGGUCUCCCUGGAUAUCUGUCCAAUACAUGUGGUCAAGCAAUUACAACCCAAAGGGAACAGUGAUCCAGGAGAAGUAUUUCAAAGAGUGAUCUUGGGAAGAUCUAAAAGUCGUGAAAUCAAACAUUUUUACCUCACGGAAAUCCAGGAAAAUAUGUAUGACUUUGAGUGUCAGUGGAGAGAUGAUGAAAGAAAUUACAAAGGAAUGCCUAUAACCCAUAAUGGAAAUCUCACUGAUAGGAUAGAUCCACAUGGUAGAAGGGCUGCAGGAAUCAAGCCCAUUAGAAAUAGGCUUGGAUUAAACUUUCAGGGUCAACUGCAGGUAUUUCAAACUGACAGGUUAAUUUCUGAAUGUAAUGAAGUUGAGAGGUCCAUCAACAAUAGUUUCUCAUUUUCACCACUUCAAAGAAUUCCUCCUAGUGUCCAAACUAACGUUUCUAAUGUAUAUGGGAAUGAUUUUAUGCAUCCUUUAGUACUGACACAAGAUCAGAAAACACACAGGGAAAGAGAUUUUAAAUGUACUGAGUGUGGGAAAACCUUUAGUCAUGGCUCAAUUGUCAGGAAGCAUCAGACAACCUAUUCAGAAGAGAUAUUACAUAAAUGUGAUGUAUGUGUCAAGGGCUUUAGUACAAAUUCACACCUUGCAGUUCAUGAGAGCAUUCAUACGGGAAAGAAAUCUUACAAGUGUAGUGAGUGCGGCAAGGUCUUCAGUCAAAAAACGGCCCUUGCAAAUCAUCAGAGAAUUCAUACUGGGGAGAAACCUUUCAAAUGUAACGAGUGUGGCAAAACCUUUAAUCGCUACUCAAACCUCAGUAGGCAUAAGAUAAUUCAUACAGGAAAGAAAUUAUAUAAAUGUGAUGUAUGUGGCAGUGUCUUUAGUCGAAAAUCAAACCUUGCAGAUCAUCGGAGAGUUCAUACUGGAGAGAAACCUUACAGAUGUAACGAGUGCGGCAAGCUGUUCAGUUACAGUUCACACCUCUCAACUCAUCUGAGGAUUCACACCGGAGAGAAACCUUACAAAUGUAAUGAGUGCGGCAAGGUCUUCAGUGAAAAGGCAACUCUUGCAAAGCAUCAGAGAAUUCAUACUGGAGAGAAACCUUACACAUGUAAUGAGUGUAGAAAGGCCUUUAGUCAAAAAGCACAUCUUCAACUUCAUUGGAGAGUUCAUACCGGAGAGAAACCUUUCAGAUGUGAUGAGUGUGGCAAGGUCUUCAGUCGAAAUUCACACCUUACAAGUCAUCAGAGAGUACAUAUCGUAGAGAGACCUUUCAAAUGUUUUGAGUGUGGAAGAGCCUUUACUGAGGUCUCAACCCUCACUAAACAUCAGAAAAUCCAUACCUGAGAGAAAUUGUGUAAGUGUGAUAUAUGUGGGAAGGUCUUUAAAUCUCAAAGUAGAAAAGAAACUCUACAAAUAUCACGAGUGUGGCAAAGCUUUUAUGUGUGUAAGCCUCACUUAGGAUCAGAUAAUUCAUACUGGAGUGUUAUAUUACAAAUGCAAUGAGUGUCUCAAAGUGUUUAGUCAAAAUGCUUACCUUAUGAUCCAUGACAGAAUUCAUAUUGGAAGGAAUGGUGAGAAAUGUAAUGAGUGUGGUAAGUUCUUAAGUGUGCUUUCAGGCCUAACUUGCCAUCAGCUGACAUAUACUGGUGAGAGCCCUUAAAAAUAUAAUGAAGGUUGUAAUGCUUUUAGCAGCUGUUCACAUCUUAGGCUUCCUGAGAAUAUUCAUACUGGAUAGAGCCCAGAUACAUGUAUUUAAUGUGGUCAGGCCGUUGAUAAUGCAUUCUGGAAAGAAUCUUCACCAGUGCCAUGAAUGUGAGAAAUCUGUUCUCAUGGCUCACAUCACACCAAUAAUCAGGUAGUCUGCACUGGACAGAAUGUUACAAAUGUACUGAAUUUUGCAAAGCUUUUAGGUUGUGCCUUAAACUCAGGGAUCAUCAAAUACUUCAUUCUUUAAAAUGCAAUGAAUAUGUCAAAAUUUAAUAUAUUGCUUACUCGUACUUAAAUACCAGAAUAUUUAUCUUGGAGAGAAACCGCACAAAUGUAACGUGUGUGGCAAGGAUUUUACCCAAACAUCACAGUAUGUUUUACCCAGCAUACUGGAGCGAUAACUCCCAAAUGCAAUGGGUGUGCAAAACCUUUACGUUGAGUUCAAGUAUUAGGGAGCAGCAGAGAGUCCAUAUUGAAGAGAAGCCAUGGAAAUGUGAAUCGAGGCUUUAUCCAGGCCUCCCAUGCACUGAACUUUAGAAUACACAUCUUUAAGAGAAACCACAGAAAGCAAUAUGCGUGCUAAGGCUUGUAACUGAAGAACAAAACUGUGGAACACAGGAUUUAUGUUGGAGAACAAGAUUUCAAAUGUUAUGAAUGUUGUAAAUAUGGAUACAUCCAGUAAGUUUGGUGUAAUGAGAGAAUUCAUACAGGUUAUAAAGUGUAUACGUGGAAAACUCUUCAUAAAUCAGUGCAUUCUCAGCGUUUAACAAAAAACUCACGUUUGGGGGAAUUCUUACAAAUGUAAUGAAUUUGUUGAGUUUUUUCAGCAGUUUUUUCAACAGACCACACAUCAGAGAAUGCAUACUUGGAAUAAACAAGUCUUUAGUUGUCUGAGGUUAACCUGAGAUAUUAUAUACUGCAGAAUCAUUACAAGUCACAGUGUGUUAAAAGUUGAUGUGUAUGUGAGAGGGAGAAGGGCAUGUGUUGAAAUGGCCCAUUGUCUUCAGUGUAUAAAUAGUCAGUUAUUAGGGUUUUCGUGAAGAGGCUACAUUCAUAUUUACGCCUUUCAACCUGAAGUUUGAAGUAACACGGAAGAACAAAUCUGAGUCCAUAUCGGACCUGUUUUCUUUUACUUUAACCUUUGUAUUCUGUUGCUUUCGUUAGAAGUGAAUCAGUAAAGGGAUGUUGCCUGUAAGCUUAAAUUAUACAUCAUGGGCCAUCUCUGGGAACCCUGACUUCCUUGUAAUGAGCAUUAAAGUAAAAUACAUUUUUUAGCUCCCAGGAAACAUCCUGACAAGGCCCUCCUGUGAAUGCCUUCAGGAAGGAAGAAAUUAACACAACCCCUCCGGAAUGUCAACAAAAAAAUCAAUCAGUCAGUCUAAGAAAGAAAUGGAAAAUUUUAUUCAAGCCAAAUUUGAGGAUGAUAACCUGGGAGGAGUGUCUGAGAAAGCUCAGAACUAUUCUGCCCAUUAGAAAUCAAGGCACAGGGCUUCCCUGGUGGCGCAGGGGUUAAGAAUCCGCCUGCCAGUGCAGGGGACACGGGUUCGAGCCUUGGUCCGGGAAGAUCCCACGUGCUGCGGAGCAGCUAAGCCCGUGCGCCACAACUACUGAGCCUGCGAGCCACAACUACUGAGCUCGUAUGGCACAACUACUGAAGCCCGCGCACCGCAACAAGAGAAGCCACCGCAAUGAGAAGCCCGCGCACCUCAACGGAGACCCAGUGCAGCCAAAAAUAAAUAAAAAAUUAAAAAAAAGAAAUCAAGGCACAGUUACAUAAGUUUUCUAAGACAGAGAGCAGUACGACACGUGACAUAUUGACAGUUUACAUAAUCCAGAUCUAAGCGUCAUCGCAGUGGGUCGUGUGACCCUUACAAGAUCAAGAAGGAAUGCUAUCUUUUAAGUUUUCCUGUUGAUGCUAGGAGAGUUGCUCUUUAUGGUUGAGUAUGUAUUCUGCUGAUGGGGGAGGUUUGCUUGAUACAUAAUGCAAAUACACAGUUCACAGUGGGAGGAGAGAGGAGGCCAAAGGGCCGAGAGGAAUUAAUGUUUAAAUAUUCCUGUCUUGCCAUAAUAGUUGAAUUUUAUUUCACAGGAGUCUGACCUGAACCAGGACUUUACUCCCUCCGCUUUUACUAUAAAGAGCCUGAUUUCUAUCUCAGGACAUGUGAUUCUUUGCAUUGCUAGUCCCCCAUUUUCUCGGUCUGCUGGAUUUCAGAAUAACGUCACUAUUCCUUGCCCGCAAAAGUAGUCUAUUUUUUGGCCCGUUGUGCAGCGAGCCAUAAGAGCUUGGCCUCGGUGACAAGAUAAUCUUAUCUCUUCAUUACAGGCCUUUGUUGAUGGUCUCUGGGAAGAAUCAGUAACAUGAGGGGGCCAACUUCAUUAGGUGUGGUUCAUGCACAUCCAUGUUCCCUGGAAAAACAAGGACCCUGAAUUAUCAAAUUCAGUACCAUGUGGAUUAGCAACAGGGAGAGGCAGAGAAUAAUGUAAAACUGUGAGUUGACUCAUCAUGGUGAUGUUCAGGGUGCCCUUCCAUAGAUAAGCCAGUGUGGGUAUAGUGCAGAAUGCUCUACCAGCUGACCAUGAACAAAGCAGGAAGGACAUGCAGGGACUGGGCUUUUCGUGGGAGGAGAGUGACAGGUUAUUAGGGACUGAUUAUGUGGUAGGAACAAUGCACAAGAAAACUUAAUCACUUUAUCCAUUGCACGAGCGUAUGUGUUGUCUCCAUCUCUGACCAAGGAAGAAAUUGUCUAAUUUUUGGAUAUUGAAGAGAGCAUUUAUCUUCAGAGUGAAAUUUAAUCAGAAGCACCAGAAGUAUGUGUAUGUUUAUGAUUCACGUUUUAAUUGCUGCCAUUACAUUUUGCUACCGUUUUAUUGAGAAUGUACCAUAGGUCUCCUGUUUUAAGUAAUAAAAUUUAAUCAUCUUUUAAA